CUUUAACUCUUCAACCAGCUGGCACGGUGGAGCAGACAUUUUCUGCUCAGUCUUCCUUUUAGAGUUUGUUUUGGAUAGACUGCCAGGCUGGAGGGGGGGCUCGGGUCCAGUUUGCUGAGGAAGCUUUCUUCCAGGAAGUCUCACCAGCGAAACAACAGUCCUCAGCCCCAAGAGGCCAAUGAGAUGGGGGCGAAUGGAGAGGACAGUGGGCCGGGUAGGCUGAGCCGCAGACUGUCUCGUCUGGGCAGCAGGCAUCAAUCCAGGGAACAGAGACACGCGGCUCAGCCAGAAAGACCUCCUCCGCCUCCUGUUCAACAAGUAGAUGACAGGCCAGCUCCACCAGCCCCUGUUGUGGCUCCUGCUCCAGCUCCAGCGCCAACACCAGCUCCCGCCCCUCUCCCGCGACCCACUGAAAUACCACCUAAACGCCCCGACAAAGCAACAAAACCCAAGCUUCCUCCUCGGCCGCUGUCCAAGGUGUUCAGUAGCACUGAACAUGGAGCAGAUGUGUUACAGGGCUUUGAUACUUUUCGUGGAGAUGAGACUCUCUGUGAUGUUGUCUUGAUUCCUGGAGACAGCAAAGAAAAGUUCCCAGUGCACAGGGUCAUCAUGGCGUCCUGCAGUGACUACUUUAAAGCAAUGUUCACAGGAGGCAUGAGGGAGCAGGAGAUGAGAGAGAUCAAGCUGCAUGGGGUCACUAAGUUGGGCUUAAAAAACAUUAUAGACUUCAUUUACACAUCCAAAGUGAGCCUCGACAUGGGCAAUCUUCAGGACACGCUGGAGGCCGCAAACUUCUUGCAGGUCAUGCCUGUGCUGGGGUUCUGCAAUCAGCUUCUGAGCAGUGAGAUCACGAUUGAUAACUGUGUGGAAGUUGAGCGCAUUGCCACAGACUUGCUUCUGGAGGAUGUUCAGCUGAAUAUAGGUGAGUUUGUGAGCCAGAACCUCUCAGAGUUAGUGCAGUGUGGCCGCUACCUCGAGCUCUGCGAGACCAGCAUGGCCAACGCUCUGGCCAGCAACUCGCUGAAAGGUUUCUCCGAACUGGAGCUCUACCAUAUUGCAAGAGAAUGGCUGGACCACGAGCCUGCCAAACGCCGCUCUUCAGUGUAUGCCUUGAUGCGGCAUAUUCGCUUCCCGCUGAUGAGCCCCAACGAGCUGAUUCAGAUCUCCCAGGAUGACGAAGAGGAAGGCGACUCUCUGAUGCGCUCUGAGACGGCGUGUGUGAACCUCCUGCUGGAGGCUAGUAACUACCAGAUGAUGCCUUACAUGCAGCCAGCCCUGCAGACAGAAAGGACACAGAUACGGUCGGACGCAACGCACAUUCUGGUGCGGGGUGGUGUGAUGCGCCAACAGCUGGUGGUGAGCCGGGAGUUAAGGCUGUAUGACGAGAAGAGCGGCCAUUGGAGGGCCCUGAAGCCCAUGGAGGUGCCACGCUAUCAGCAUGGUGUUGCUCUUCUAGGGGGCUUCCUCUUCAUUGUUGGAGGUCAGAGUACGUAUGACACAAAGGGCAAGACAGCCAUAGACAGCGCCUACCGCUACGAUCCCCGAUUUGACAAGUGGCUGCAGAUUGCUUCACUCAAUGAGAAGAGGACUUUUUUCCAUCUCAGCGCCCUGAAUGGGAAGCUGUUUGCAGUGGGAGGAAGGAACGCCUCAGGAGAAAUUGAUACGGUGGAGUGCUACAAUCUGAAGAAAAAUGAGUGGACUUUUGUGAACAGUAUGGUGGAGCCUCACUAUGGACAUGCUGGAACAGUCCAUGGAGGCCUCAUGUACAUCUCAGGCGGCAUCACCCGUGACACCUUCCAGAAGGAGCUCUGGUGUUACGACCCUCUCAGCGAUACGUGGAGUCGACGGGCCGACAUGACAGAGCUCCGCGGCCUGCACUGCAUGUGCACUGUGGAGGACAGACUCUUCGUCAUGGGCGGGAACCAUUUCCGAGGCUGCAGCGACUAUGAUGACGUCCUGGGCUGCGAAUACUACAGCCCCGACACAGACCAGUGGACGGUGGUGUCACCAAUGCCCCGGGGACAGAGCGACGUGGGUGUGACUGUGUUCAACGGGCAGAUCUAUGUGGUGGGAGGCUAUUCCUGGAACAGCAGAUGCAUGGUUGACAUUGUGCAGAGAUAUGACCCAGAGAGGGACGUGUGGGACAGGGUGUUCAACGUGCUGGAGCCUCUGGGGGGGAUUCGUGCCUGCACAAUGACAGUUCAUCUACCAGAGGGGUCAGUGGAUGAGGCUCAGAUACAAGAUUGCCCACUUCCCACGGCUAAGUGCUGAUACCCACAGACGAGGGGGUUUCCGUAUUUUGUUGCUGUGAGACCACAACUGACAUGAUGAAAUUUACCUGCAUGCUGUGGCAAAAAAAAGGCAAAACAGGAAGCCGUGUGGGUUGCAUGUGCAAGCAAAGCAGGCUAGCUUACAUUAGCAUUCUGUAGUUUGAAGCCUUUACUCAUACUGUGCUGCUGUUAGUAUCAUUUCCUGUCCAUUCAUUUGCUACGAGCCAUGUGGCACCUGUGAUAAUCUGCUGAUUGUGUUAUGAAAAUACAUAGUGUAUAUAUUUCCUAAACGUAAGUUCAAACCCACGUUACUGAUCAGUUUUACUGGACUUGGUUUUAUUGGACACUGAGGCGAACGAGUCAGGAUUGGAAGCUAAACCAUCUCAUCAGAGAUAAAAAAGGAAUCCAACACUGAAAAAUUGUAUUAGGGCAUAAGAUUAGCAUUACGCUAAGUGCUGUUUUUGUAGUUUGUAACUCUGUUGGUUGUUUCUUUUUCAUAUAUAUAUAUAUAAAACUCAAAGGAAUUAACUAAAUGCUCUGUUUCACAAUGAUUCAUGCCAGAUUAGGUGAUUAAAAAGAACCCCACGGGUUUUGGGAAAAUUUCGGAAAACAAAGAAGUUUUUCUAUGGCACAGAGUCAUAAGAUUUCAGAUCGACUGUAGCUGCAAAAUAAAAUCUUGAGUGUGGAAUUUCCUAUUAAUCAAGCCUGUGACCAACACAAAGUCAUGCUUUCACGAGGUUGACACUGUUAAAACAAUCUCUAACGAGCAAAGAUGCCUAUUAAUGCUUUUCAUAAAGUGUAAGACAGAGAAAUCAGCCUAUAAAUCACUGUCCCAGAAGAUUCACAUGGAGUCGCUGCAGUUCACGUUUCCAUAUAUGCCUGAUAUGCAUUGUUGU
Molecule: messenger RNA, 3166 nt
Organism: Archocentrus centrarchus (flier cichlid)
Lineage: Eukaryota; Metazoa; Chordata; Actinopteri; Cichliformes; Cichlidae
Product: kelch-like protein 9
Exons: 11
Coding region: 184-2271 (695 amino acids)
Biological process (GO): protein ubiquitination; regulation of cytokinesis
Cellular component (GO): Cul3-RING ubiquitin ligase complex
Molecular function (GO): cullin family protein binding; ubiquitin-protein transferase activity
Source: RefSeq, a predicted model, not a curated record